Penicillium odoratum is the source of this 2385-nucleotide messenger RNA. Its product is annotated as putative NRPS-like enzyme. The transcript is spliced from 2 exons. Gene Ontology annotation, biological process: amino acid activation for nonribosomal peptide biosynthetic process; secondary metabolite biosynthetic process. The coding region runs from base 1 to 2385 and encodes 794 amino acids. Lineage: Eukaryota; Fungi; Ascomycota; Eurotiomycetes; Eurotiales; Aspergillaceae. The record is from RefSeq and is a predicted model, not a curated record. Gene Ontology annotation, molecular function: phosphopantetheine binding. Gene Ontology annotation, cellular component: cytoplasm.
AUGGCGCCCUCAAUUACAAGUGUGGACUAUGAUGUCGCUCGUCUCCCUUCCAUAGCGCCGAGGUUGUUCACCAAGGCUGUUAGCCAAAAUCCACGCGGAUCAGUUGACCUUGCCCUCACCCUCCACGAAUCUCAUAUUCUUGAGGCUGCAAAGUCUCAAUAUUUGGGAUUCUUGGAACCUGAAAUUGCCCACAUUCUCGACAUCGAAACUGUUCUCGAUGUUUGCUGGCUCCUGGUGGUCCACUGCUUCUCUCCCGUGAGAGCAAUGUACCUAGAGUUCCACACGGGGUCAAAUUUCUGCUACAUCAAUGACACUUUCCAGCCAGGAAGUGAUUGUUAUGCCCUGGAAUUCUCUUCGGAGCGUCCAUUGAAGGAAAUUGUUCAGGAUUUCUGUCGUAUUAAGGCGCGCUUGGACUCCGUUCCUCUCGACGACGGUCCAGCUCCCGACAAGCAAAAGCGCUUCCUGACAUCUGCCAUUCGGUACGCUGCGGAUCUGCGCACUCUGCAUGAGGCUCCUGCAUUCGUCAACUCCAAGAUCUCUGAGCCAAAGCUGCUCCUCAACGUGACAAGUGAGCAUGGCAAGUUGCACGCUGGUCUUGCUUUCUCGGAGCCAGAUAUCUCUAGGGAAUUCGCAACAAGCCUUCUUCAUUGCUUCAACAAGGUUGUUGCUUCGGUGCAUAAAUCCCCAGAGAUCGCCUUGGAGACCCUUGAUUUAUGCUCGGAUCUUGACCUUAUUCUUCUCCAAAAGUACACCAAGGAGGUCUCUGAGUCUCACGAGGUCCUCUUGCAUGACAUGGCUCUGGAGCAUGCCAAAUUGACGCCUGACGCUCCAGCUAUUUGCUCAUGGGAUGGAGAUCUUACCUACAAAGAGUUAGACGAUCUCACCUCUCGCCUCGCGCUGCACUUGAGCAGCAUUGGCGUCGGUCCUGAGACCUUCGUGCUGAGCUGUUUCGAAAAGUCGACUUGGGCAAUCGUUGCCCGUUUGGCCAUCUUGAAAGCCGGCGGUGCCUAUAUCUCCAUUGAUGCGACCGACCCUCCCGUUUUCCUUGGAUCGGUUAUCAGUCGCGUUGACGCUAAAAUCAUGCUCACAUCACCAGACUAUGCCUCCAAAUACACUUCCCUCAUCUCAAACGUGAUAUCCAUUAACGGAGAUAUCCUUAAAGAGCUACCCGAGUCCAACGGGGUAGUAUGUUCAACCGUCCAGCCCAGCAAUGCCUGCCUGAUUCUGUUCACCUCCGGAAGCACCGGCCAGCCCAAGGGCAUCAUCCAAGAGCACCGCUCCUACGCCACUGCCAUCCGCGAUUACAAUAAAGUCCUCGGUCUGGGCCGUCAUAGCCGCGUCUUCCAGUUUGACGACUACGCCUUCGACAUCAGCAACAAUGACUACCUCACGGCCCUGUCUGCCGGUGGCUGCUGCUGCGUCCCUACGCCUGAGAAAACCAUCCCCGCCCUGAUCGAACAUAUCAACUCCACGAAAGCCAACAUGAGCUUCAUGACACCAACGAUCGCCGUCCAACUCGCCCCCCACGACGUCCCCUCCAUCGAGCUUCUCUGCGUAGGCGGCGAGCCCAUGUCGAACGAACUCCUUGUAAAAUGGGGCCCCCACGUCAAACUCGUAAACCAAUACGGAAUGGGCGAAGCCGCCACCUUCUGCGCCUACAACGAUAACCUCAAACAAGGUCAGAAUGCCAUCGUCGGCAAGUCAGGCAGCGGAGCAAUCUGGAUCGCUAACCCUUCUUGCCCGGAACGGCCCGUACCCGUCGGCGCCGUCGGCGAGAUCCUGAUCGAAGGUCCCCACCUCUCCCGCGGCUACUUGGAUGAUCUUUGCCAAAAGCCUGACGUGGGCUUCCUCAGCACAGUCCCCGGCUGGAUCGCUGAUCUGCACCCCACGCGCGCGGCCACAACCCGAAUCUACCGCUCUGGUGAUCUGGGACGCUACCUACACGAUGGAACAGUCGAGCACAUGGGCCGAAAGGACACAUUACUCAAGCUGAACGGCGGCCGUGUGGAGUCAACUGAAGUGGAGUAUGUUCUUCGGAAAAUCCUCCCUUCUCAAGGCGAUUUUGUCUUGAUCGACAUGCUGGGCGCGAUCGAUGGAGUCGACGACCCAGUGUUAGUGGCCUAUAUUUAUCUUGCGGAUAAUCCUACAAACCUUCUUCCUGGCGUGUCUGAUCAGGAGAUGUCGUUUCGGCCGAUAGACAGUCGUCUUCGAGUCAAUUCGUUGGUGACUGAGAUGGAAAAUGAAGUCAAGAAUACAUUGCCAAUACAUAUGAUGCCUGGUUUGUUUUUACUUGUUGACCGGGUACCCCGGACAAGGUCCAACAAACUUGAUCGGAGAAAGUUGCAUCAAAUCGCUCAAAAGUGGUACAUGGCGAAUCGGAGUUAA